GUGACAGCGAUAGGGCAGCUCCUGUUGCCUGUCUCCGAGCGUGCUGGCUCGCGCUCAUUGGGGGGACUUGCCAGCGGCAGCACUCGGCUCGUCCGCGAACAUGGCUUCCGACAGCAGUAGGCACGUCGCCGACCUCAGGUCCGAGCUGUACUUCCUAAUUGCCCGAUUCCUGGGAGAUGGACCCUGUCAAGAGGCAGCCAAGGUUCUUGUGAGAGAAGUGGAAGAGAAGGAGCUGUUGCCGAAAAGGAUUGAUUGGACAGGCAAAGAACAUCCUAGGACUUACGAGAAUCUGGUAAAAUGUUACAGACACAUAGCUCCAGAUCACUUGCUGAGAGUCUGCCAGAGAAUCGGACCACUGCUGGAGGAACAGAUCCCUUCAAGCGUCCCUGGGGUAAACACAUUACUAGGAGCAGGCCGUCAGUCUUUACUUCGCACCAAUAAAAGUUGCAAACAUGUGGUUUGGAAGGGAUCUGCCCUGGCUGCAUUGCAUUGUGGAAGACCCCCAGAGCCACCCAUCAAUUAUGGUAGCCCACCAAAUAUAGUGUGUACACUUGCUGCAAGACGGCUCAAUGGAUUUUAUAGACUUGAACAACUUGUUCCUACUGCUGUGUAUCAGCACAUGAAGAUGCACAAGAGAAUUCUGGGACAUUUAUCUUCUGUCUACUGUGUGACAUUUGAUCGGACUGGGAGGAGAAUAUUUACUGGUUCAGAUGACUGUCUUGUCAAAAUAUGGGCUACAGAUGAUGGGCGUCUUCUGGCUACUUUAAGAGGGCAUGCAGCUGAAAUUUCAGACAUGGCUGUCAACUACGAGAACACUAUGAUUGCAGCAGGAAGUUGUGACAAAAUGAUCAGAGUCUGGUGUCUUCGUACAUGUGCACCAUUGGCUGUACUUCAGGGUCAUAGUGCCUCUAUUACAUCACUACAGUUUUCUCCUCUAUGCAGUGGAUCAAAAAGGUAUUUAUCUUCAACUGGAGCAGAUGCAACUAUUUGCUUUUGGCAGUGGGAUGCAAAAACUCUGAAAUUCAGUGGUCGACCAUCCAAGUUCACAGAGAGGCCGAGGCCUGGAGUCCAAAUGAUCUGCUCAUCUUUCAGUGUUGGUGGAAUGUUUCUAGCAACAGGAAGCUCAGACCACAUAAUCAGAGUUUAUUUCUUUGGACUCAAUCAACCUGAGAAAAUAUCAGAGCUGGAGUGUCAUUCAGACAAGGUUGAUAGUAUUCAGUUUUCCAACACCGGUGAUAGGUUUGUGAGUGGAAGCCGUGAUGGGACUGCACGCAUCUGGCAAUACAAACGACAGGAGUGGAAGAGCAUUUUGCUGGAUAUGGCCACCAAACCAUCAGGGCAUAAUCCUCAAGGAACAGAAGAUAAAAUUACUAAAUUGAAAGUUACUAUGGUGGCAUGGGAUCGCCAUGAUGAAACUGUCAUUACUGCAGUCAAUAAUAUGACAUUAAAGGUUUGGAAUUCAUACACUGGCCAGCUCAUACAUGUUUUAAUGGGGCAUGAAGAUGAAGUUUUUGUUCUUGAGCCUCAUCCAUUUGAUCUCAGAGUGCUUUUUUCUGCGGGCCAUGAUGGCAAUGUGUCAGUAUGGGACUUGGCAAGAGGAGUUAAAAUCCGGUCAUAUUUUAAUAUGAUUGAAGGCCAAGGUCAUGGUGCAGUUUUUGACUGUAAAUGCUCUCCUGAUGGCCAGCAUUUUGCAUGUACAGACUCUCAUGGACAUCUUCUCAUCUUUGGUUUUGGUUCCAGCAGUAAGUAUGAUAAGAUAGCAGAUCAGAUGUUUUUCCACACUGAUUAUCGCCCCCUUAUCCGUGAUGCUAAUAAUUACGUCUUGGAUGAACAGACACAGCAAGCUCCCCAUCUGAUGCCACCUCCAUUUCUGGUAGAUGUUGAUGGUAAUCCUCAUCCACCAAGGUUUCAGAGGCUGGUUCCUGGACGUGAAAGCUGUAGAGAUGAACAACUUAUUCCACAGAUGGGAGUAACACCUUCAGGUCUAAACCAAGUUGUAAGUCAGCUAGCAAACAGUCCACUGGAUAGUAUAAUUCAACAAUUACAACAAGAACAGGAUCAAAGAUUAUCCGUAGAACCUGGAGGUAGCGGCUUGAGUCGUGGUGGCAGAGGAUCAGUAAGCUCUGCCUCAGAGUUGCACUCUCCUCCCAAUGUUGGACUGAGACGCAGUGGGCAGAUCGAAGGUGUCAGGCAGAUGCACAGUAAUGCUCCGAGGAGUGAAAUUGCUACAGAGCGGGAUCUUGCUGCCUGGAGCCGAAGGGUGGUAGUGCCUGAACUGCCCUCUGGUGUUGCAAGAAACCAAGAGAGAUGGAGAGCUGCAAAAGGGACAGAUGAGAUAAGGUUAUAUAAAUCUGAAGAGAAAAGAUCUGCAGUGAGUCAUGCUCACAGGGAACAUAAGAACCAUUCCCAAGAACGUUUGUCAGAGACAGCGGAGUUGAGAAAACAGGUUAAUCAGCAUAGUUACCGUACAAGAGCUGCUGUUGAAGAAACGGUUAAACAGAAUGAAACAGUGGAAGAAAAUAGCUCUUCUGAGGAGGGUGAAGCUGCUGCAGCCAGUGGGGGAACAUCAGAUGACGAGGAGAAAGCAUGGGACAGUGAUGGUAGUAGUUCCAGUGAUUAUUCUACUGAUUAUUCAGACUGGACUGCAGAUGCUGGCAUUAACUUGCAACCACCAAAGAAGACACCAAAACACAAAAAAACUAAGAAAGUACAUAGUAGUUCAGAAGAAGAGGGAGAAAAUGAAAAGCAAAAAAUAAGCAAAAAAGAACGAAGGAAAAGAGUUGAAGAGAAGAAUGGCGAAUCUGCUGUACCAAAGAAGAAAACACCCAAAGAAGGAAAAAGAAAGAGACAUCCUGAAGGGGACUUUCCUGAUCAAGGGUUGAGUCUUGAGGAAUGGAUUCCUUCCGUGUGGAUUACAGACGUUGUGCCUCGGCGAAGCCCUUUUGUGCCACAGAUGGGUGAUGAGGUUUACUAUUUUCGACAAGGCCAUGAAGCAUAUGUUGAAAUGGCUAAGAAAAACAAAAUAUACAGCAUAAACCCCAAAAAGCAACCAUGGCACAAAAUGGAAUUAAGGGAACAAGAGCUGAUGAAAAUUGUGGGCAUUAAAUAUGAAGUGGGACUUCCUACGCUCUGUUGUCUCAAGCUUGCAUUCCUUGAUCCAGAUACAGGGAAACUAACAGGUGGAUCAUUCACGAUGAAAUAUCAUGACAUGCCUGAUGUCAUAGAUUUUUUAAUAAUUCGACAGCAGUUUGAUGAGGCAAGAAAGCGACAGUGGAACAUAGGCGAUCGUUUCAGAACAGUCAUUGAUGAUGCGUGGUGGUUUGGUACAAUCGAAAGCCAGGAACCUUUAACUUCCCAGUACCCUGAUAGUUUGUUUCAGUGCUACAACGUCUGCUGGGAUAAUGGAGACACUGAAAAAAUGAGUCCUUGGGAUAUGGAACUCAUACCUGAUGAUGCUGUGUUUCCAGAGGAAUUAGGAACUAGUGUCCCUUUAGAUGAGCAUGAGAUGAAACUCUUACUGUAUAGACCUCUUGAUGGAGAGUGGGGAUCCAGGAGCAGGGAUGCAGAAUGUGAACGAAUUAUUUCUGGGAUCAAUCAGCUGAUGACACUAGAUGUUGCUUCAGCAUUUAUGGCACCUGUGGACCUCCAGGCAUAUCCUGUGUAUUGCACUGUGGUAGCAUAUCCUACAGAUCUCAGUACAGUAAAACAGAGGCUGGAAAACAGAUUUUACAGGCGACUGUCAUCCUUAAUGUGGGAAAUCCGGUAUAUAGAACAUAACGCAUGCACUUUUAAUGAGCCUGGAAGUCCGAUAGUGAAAUCUGCCAAAUUUGUUACAGAACUUCUGUUACAGUUUAUAAAAGAUCAUUCCUGUUACGAUAUAAUUCCACUCUACAACUCUAUGAAGAAAAAAAUGUUGUCAGAUUCAGAAGACGAGGAAGAAGAUGAAGGUACUGAUGUUCCAGGAACUUCCACACGGAAAAGGAAGGUAAUUAUUUACAGCAUGAGUUUACGACUCUCUGCCUUAUUUGAGGACCACAUUAGCACUAUUAUUUCAGAUUACAAGUCUGCUGUUCGAUUCCAUAAACAAAGCAAAUUAACAAGGCAAAAGAAAAAACAGAAAAGGAACAGAAGCAGUUCCAGAUCUAGCAGUCCUUCAUCAAGUCCUGAAAGAAAAAAACGGUUGACAAGACCUCAAGUCAAAAUGGAAGCAUCUACUUCUUUGCCCACUGCACCCAUGAAACCUACAACACUGAAAUCCCCUGCUACUCAAAUCAAUGGAAAAGGACCUGAAUUUGCACCCACUGUUCGAACGAGAAGCAACUGGCGAUUACUAGAUGGUGAAUCUAUGGAAAAGCCAUCAACAUCUUCAGCAGUAAAACCACCUGUCUUAAAAUCAUCUACGCAACUGCCACCACCCAAAACAGUGACAGAAAACACCAGCAAGCAUUCCAAAGAUAACAGUGUCACUCAAGUAAGUCAGUCCAGUCUUGUUCAGAAUGCUCAGAAUUCCUUGACAAGCCAGGAGAAGGAGAAAUCAUUGAAGAAAAGAAUAAAGUCACUUUUAAACAACCAGAAGGCGCACACCCCUGCAGUUUCUUUGGCAUCAAAAAACAUGCAGGUAAAUGGACACAGCAAUUCGUCAACUGUAAUAGUUAAACGAAGACCUGGGCGGAAACCUAAGCUGCAACCCAAUGUUAAUAUUUCUGUAGCAGUACCGAAGAAAAGAGGCAGAAAACCAAAAAACUUUCAUAUUCUUAAUGCUAUGAGUGAGGGACAAAGUACUGUUGAACCAGUACAACACACAGUAACUGAUAAAGAGGAAGCAACUUCCUCUGUUUGUAAUUCCAACUCUGUUAGUGCCAGUCAAGGUGAACUAAUACAGAAAAAAUCUCGUAGGGGUAGAAAGCCCAAAAGAGAAAAACAGGAAACUGAGAUCACAUCAGAAUCUAAAUUAAUACCUGAAGAUACCCAGAAUGCUAAAAUGAGGACAAGGAGCAGCAGUAGACUAACUGAGGAAUCUGUAAAAGAGGCUGAUAGCACAGAAGAGGAGGCUGCUGCUUCUCCGUUUCGAAUGCAGACUAGAAAUCAGGGUAGGAGGACUGCAUUUUAUAACGAGGAUGAUUCUGAAGAAGAGCAAAGACAGUUGUUGUUUGAAGAUACCUCCUUAACAUUUGGAACAUCUAGCAGAGGCAGGGUCCGCAAACUAACUGAAAAGGCUAAAGCUAAUUUGAUUGGUUGGUAAAUUGUACCACACUUUUCACUUAUGCCGCUUUUAAGCAGGUGCAACUGCAGAACUGACAACACACUUGAGGCCACUGCAUUCUUGCUGCUAGUGUUCGGAUAAAGGAAUAUAAGUAGUGGUUAAAAGAAAUAAUAGGAACUGAAAAAACGAACUGAUAAAUGCUUUCUAUUAUUUCCCUUUUUUUAAAAGAGCUAAGGUAUUUUAUUUUUUCUAUUUAUUGCCCAGAAAUAUAUAUUUUAUGCAUUAAAAUUUAAAUGUUUUUUUCAUAAUGUAGCUAGCUACAGCUGAAAAUGAACAUGUAAACAAAUCUUGACAUAGUUCAAGUAUAGAUAUCUGAACCACAUUUUCAGAUGUGCAUAGGACCCCUCUGGUUUAUAGAGGUGAUGUUUGUCUUUUUGUGCAUGUAUGCGUGUGUGUGUGUGUGUGUGUGUGUGUGUGUGUGUUGCUUGAGUGAGUGGGUUUGUAGGAGAUGUAUACCUGCUUAAAUUUAAGUGUAUUUUUGAUGUCAAGAGUACACUUCUUUGUUUUCAAAACAUAACUAACUUUUUCACUGUUUUACUGCAAUGGGUGUAGUCUUAGUGCUGUCAGAGUGAAACUCCCUGCAGCAUUAGUGGAACUUGAUAGUUGAAAGUAAUUACAGUAGUUAAGAGAGCUAACCUUAUGUGGUUUAGCUAAGUUUUAGCUGUAAAAAGCAGUUACUGCCUGUAUAUGAGGGUCAGUAAGGACCUGCUAUCCUAACAUGCAAGGUUCCAGAUAAACGCUAAGCACUGCUUCUGGGAAAUAGUUAUAGAAGAAAGCAAAAGUCUAAGACUUGAGCUCCUCAGAACAUAGUUUGUACAUUUGUGUGUUUGUACAUAAUGACAGUAAUGACAGUGAUAAUGCAUCUGUAAAAAAAAAAAAAAAGAAAGAAAAGAAAAAAAAAAGUUUUAUUUAUAAUACUGACCCUUCUAUUGGGUUAUACGUUGCUGUUUGCUAUUGGGUCUGUCAUAUUGAAGGUCUUAAAAGCUGGGUGCAUCAUCCCAGAGUAUUCAAACAUGUAUUUGCAUUUUUCUUUGCAGUAGACAGCUGCAACUCUGAAAAGAGAAUUGGUUAAAAACUUCCAUCUACGGAAGGCAGAACAGUGUUGCAGCAGUUAGCAUUGUCAUUUCGUAGCAAUAUGUUCUCCGGGUCGAUUCUCUGCAGGAAUACCUUCUGCACAGUCUGCAUAUCCUCCCUGUGUUCACCUGGGUUUCCCCCGGGUGCUGCAGUUUUCCCACAUUCCAAAGAUGUGCAUCUGGAGUGUUUCUCCCCGGCCAACACUGAAAAUGGGCUCUGUCCCAGUUGGACUUUCCCAGUAAACAAAUGUUAAAUAAAUACAUACAAAUACACAGCAAAGAAAGGUGGAGUGAGAAUUGGCUGUUGUCAUAUGAGAGGAGUAUUGAUGAAGGUUGAAAACUCCAGAACAUUGUCAAGUAUAGACUGGAUUUAUAGACUGCUAAUUAUCUUCUGCUUUGUUUAUCUUUUUGCUGUAGCAGUAUUGUAUAGCUUGUAAAACUGAGUUUCUUUUCAAGUCUACAUCUUUCAGAUCUGCAUAUAGGAGUUGGAACAGUCUGUGCAUUUUUACAGUUUAACAUUUAUUACAGAUUUUCGCAUAGCAGUUGGUGUUUGCCUUACAAACUUCUUUCAGAUUAGGUCAUUUUUCUCCUGUGAUGUACUCAGUAUGGCAAGAUCUGAAGUUCUCAGAGGUAUGCAUUCAGUGAGGUGUUCUGAAGCAAGCACCUUAGCUUUUAAAUUGGGUUUAAAAGCUCCUAAUGCAAAGCAGCCUUUUAAAAAAAAAAAUGAUCAUUCCCUUCAGCCUUCCAGCUGUCACUGGCACUGAUGAAGGUGUGCCUUGUAUAAGAGAACAGCGAUCUAACUUUGUGCUCUUCUGUUUCACUACCUCCAGCAGCACAAAAAAGCUGUUACCAUUUUCAUUUUCCUCCUUCAAAAAAUUUAAAAAAAAAAAAAGGUAAUUAGAAGGAUUGUUUUCUCUUUUCAGAUUUCUUCAUUAAUCUAGGUGAACUGCGUUCAGAGAUUCUCUUUUAGGACCAGUAUUUCGUAAGUGUUUUAGUACAUAUCAGACAGUGGCAUUGGACUUUCCAUGCAUUGUUUUUUAUUCCCCUGUGCUCAAUCCGGUCGUGGUCAAUCAUUAAUCGGACAACUUUGUAUCGGUGAUGUAAAACUAUAUCACGUCAAGAAAAGUAAACUCCAGAAAGAACACAAGGCAAUUCUCCAACUUUAGGUAAGAAUGGGAGAUGUCUGUAUCACUUGAUUACAAAUGACAAAGCAAGGCCAUAUGUUCAUCUGAAGAAUAUGUUCGAAUCUUGUUCCAGGUCAGUUAAUUAAACAUUCCUGAGAACAGAAUUUGAAUUCAUCCUCGUUAGAUUAAGUUUUGCUAAAGAGUAGGAGAGACCUUUCUUUGGUAGUUGGCCACGGCCUUCACCAUCUAGGUCUUUGGAUAGAGAAGGGCUUCAGGAUUCCUUGAAACCCAUGCAGUAUUCACUAAUUCUACCUUUUUUAUCAUAUUGUGCUCUUUGUCUCUCUCUGUCUCUCUGUAGG
Protopterus annectens (West African lungfish) is the source of this 7819-nucleotide messenger RNA. RefSeq names its product pleckstrin homology domain interacting protein (gene PHIP). The record is from RefSeq and is a predicted model, not a curated record. Gene Ontology annotation, molecular function: protein binding. Gene Ontology annotation, cellular component: nucleus. Gene Ontology annotation, biological process: regulation of transcription by RNA polymerase II; regulation of cell shape; cytoskeleton organization. Lineage: Eukaryota; Metazoa; Chordata; Ceratodontiformes; Protopteridae.